This is a messenger RNA of Zygotorulaspora mrakii, 1536 nucleotides long. RefSeq names its product Nam8p (gene NAM8). Gene Ontology annotation, molecular function: mRNA binding. The record is from RefSeq and is a predicted model, not a curated record. Gene Ontology annotation, biological process: mRNA splice site recognition. The transcript has a single exon. Gene Ontology annotation, cellular component: cytosol. Bases 1 to 1536 code for a protein of 511 amino acids. Lineage: Eukaryota; Fungi; Ascomycota; Saccharomycetes; Saccharomycetales; Saccharomycetaceae.
AUGUUCUUUAGAAGAGGUGGAUAUGGACGAGGGAGCAACGCAUACCAGUCAAGAAACAACGAUGUUCAGAUUCAACAGGGGCAGGCGGCGAGGUAUAACAAUAGCGAUGUUGUAAGUACUGGUACCCCAACCCCCAGGGCUUUCAACUCGCCUGCUCAAAAGAACAGUCAGUUGUAUAUGGGGGAUCUCGAUCCUUUCUGGGAUGAAAAUACAGUCAGACAGAUAUGGGCAAGCUUGGGAGAAGCCAGUGUCGACAUCAAGAUUAUGUGGAAUAAUGAUAAUGGCGGGAUGCACAAAAUGGGCCAAAAAAAGAAUCUGGGCUAUUGCUUCGUUGAGUUUCCAUCAUAUUCGCAUGCCUCUAACGCACUUCUGAAAAAUGGUAUAGCCAUUCCAGGGUUUCCAUCUAGGAGUUUGAAGUUGAAUUGGGCAUUAUCCAGUUCGGCAUCCUCUGGGCCAUUUUCAGCGUCAGCUCAAGAAAUGUCGGUAUUCGUGGGUGAUUUAGCGCCUAAUGUUACGGAAUCUGAGCUCUUUGAAUUGUUCAUAUCUCGCUUUCCAUCGACUGCACAUGCCAAGGUUGUUUACGAUCAAAUGACUGGUGUCUCAAGAGGUUACGCAUUUAUUAGGUUUGGUAAUUCUGUCGAUCAAAAACGUGCACUUACCGAAAUGCAGGGUGUCUUUUUGAAUGGCAGAGCUAUUAGAGUGAGUAGUGCUGGCAAUCAGCACCAACAAAACAACAGUGUUAGAGCUGACAAUAGAAUGAAAAGUAACUUCAAUAACCACGCAAAGAAUAAUAAAUCGAAUAAAAUUCCUAUUACUUCUUCACAAUUUAUGUUUCCUGUUCAGCAAGAGCCCCCUUUGACAAGUUUUACGGAUUCUAACAAUACAACCGUAUUUAUCGGAGGUCUGUCCUCAGCAGUAAGAGAAAGUCAUUUAUGGUUAUAUUUUCAGCCGUUCGGUCAGAUCGUAUACGUCAAGAUACCUGUUGGCAAAGGAUGUGGCUUCGUCCAAUAUGUGGACAGAAUCUCGGCAGAACUGGCAAUUACAAAAAUGCAAGGAUUCCCCAUUGGUGAUUCAAGAAUAAGAAUGUCAUGGGGAAGGUCUGCUAAACAGGCUGCGACGCUGGAGAAAGUUGAGUUCUCAAAUCAAAUUCAAACACAGUUGCAUCAGCCGUUGCAACAGCCAACUUAUGCAUACACGCCAUCCACUAACUUCUAUCAAACUAACUGCCUUCAGCUUUCCUCUCAACCUUCCUCGGAGCCAAAUUCCGAUGAUCCAUCUCUCCUGCUUCCUGGCUAUCAGAAUCUGACAUUUUCAGCCUUCCCAAAAAGCUCCUCUGGUUUACAGCUCUCCUAUUUAUACCCCAGCUAUGGCAGUGACUCUUCACCACAGGCAAAUUCGCACCUAUUGGGUGCUGAUGUGGCCGAAACUAUUACUAUGCCACAUAUUCUAGUUGAUGAUGAAAUUGCCUUCGUGCGAGGUAAAUCAGACAGUUUGAAUAGGUUAGAAAAUGGAAGUAAUGGAUUUGUUCUGGCCUAG